CUAUUCAAAAUAAUGUACUUGACAGUUGACAGUACGUCAACAUCCGUUGCUAUUGCUUCUUUCUCCUUUUCGUGUCUUUCUUUUUGCCUAUUGAAAUCGCCAAGAUGGUGAAUGUACCAAAACAACGUCGCACAUUUUGCAAGAAAUGCAAAGUACAUAAGUUACACAAAGUGACACAAUACAAAAAAUCCAAGGAGCGCAAAGGUGCCCAAGGUAGACGUCGUUACGAUCGGAAACAACAAGGUUUUGGUGGUCAAACGAAGCCUAUUUUCCGUAAGAAGGCUAAAACUACAAAAAAGAUUGUAUUGCGUAUGGAAUGCACUGAAUGCAAAUACCGCAAGCAGACACCUUUAAAACGUUGCAAACACUUCGAAUUGGGUGGCGACAAGAAGAGGAAGGGACAAAUGAUUCAAUUCUAAAUUGUCAUUCCCGCUUCAUUUAUAUACCUUAAGGAUUUUGUUUGUUUAUGUUACAUAUCCAAAAUUACGUGGAAUGUUACUAUUAUUUGCAUAUGUAAACUGGAAACAAUUGGCGAUUGUGGCAUUUACAAAUAAAUAUUUUUAAUUCUUUAA
Messenger RNA from Teleopsis dalmanni, 572 nucleotides. RefSeq names its product 60S ribosomal protein L44 (gene RpL36A). Gene Ontology annotation, cellular component: ribosome; cytosolic large ribosomal subunit. Gene Ontology annotation, biological process: translation. NCBI's taxonomy places the organism in Eukaryota, Metazoa, Arthropoda, Insecta, Diptera, Diopsidae. The record is from RefSeq and is a predicted model, not a curated record. The transcript has 3 exons. Gene Ontology annotation, molecular function: structural constituent of ribosome. The coding region runs from base 105 to 419 and encodes 104 amino acids.